ACGAGUGCUGCUUCUGGCUUCUGGCUGCUACGGCGAGAGACGGGCGGCUGCUCUCUGAAUUGUGGUGCAUUCAAAAAACACAAAACAUACAAAAAGAGAAUUUUCUCCCCCUUUAGACUGCCACUGGAGCAGUCUUUGGAACGAAAUUGACUAUUUUGGACUUGGAGUGGAGUAAGGCAGAUUGAUAAGGACCGUGCCGUGCAGGGAGCACCAAAACCAACCGAGACUAAGACUGAGACCAAAGAGACGCGAGAUUUCGUAUUCCACUCACUGACUCUGACUCUGGCGCUGGCUCUGGCACUGGCUCUGGCAGGCAACGUGUUUCGCUUCUCGUACUCGUCAUAGAGUCAGUUUUGUCUGUCUCCCGUCGUCAUCGUCGUCGAAUUCGCCAUUGCCAUCUCUUCUCAUAAUCCGAGUGUACUCUGCCGAUGGUGGUGGUGCUUCAAUCGUGUCUUGUGUCGAUUUUUGUGAAAAAAGGGAGUGGAUUUACUUUUUGUUUUUUUUUCGACAACACAAAAAUUGAUUGAAAAUUUAAACAGUGGAACAAGAAAAACAUAAAAUUUAUUAAAGGUGUCCAAAUAAAAAUCAUCAACAACGAUAAAACCGUGAAUUUUGUCCAAGAAAAGUGCCAACUACUUUAACCAGCUUUUAACAAAGAGCAAUGUCUGACAUUGAUGAUGAAUCGUUCGAGACUGAAAAUUGGCUAGUCAAUACCGAAUGGAUACAAGAUUUUCUAAAAGAUCAUCAUAAAUAUAAUGCUGAUUUUGUUUUAAAGGAUUACACUGUAUCAGCAGGAAGUUCAAAUGGAUUAAGUAAUCUAAGUGAAGUUUUAGCUGUUAAAAUCCAAUAUGAAUUCCAAGAUGAAAAACAUCAAUUAGAAUUGUUUAUAAAACUUUUGCCACAUGAUCCGUUCAGCCGAUUUUUCGUUACCGAAGCACAAUUUGAUUUGAGAGAAAUUAAAUUUUACACUCAGAUUCUUCCUGAUUUAUUGGAAUUCCAAAAGCGACAUUUACGAGCAGAUGCAGAGCCCAUGACUAUAGCAGUGCCAAAGUGCUAUCACAGCACCUACAACACCGGAUUGAAUGAAGAAGAAUCUAGUCCUGAACCUUCAGAGAGUAUUUUGGUUUUGCAAGAUAUGCGACCAAUGGGCUAUCAAUCGGCGCACUUUACAUCCGGCCUCACCUUGGAUGAGACAAAGUAUGCUAUAAUAUCGAUCUCAGCUGUUCAUGCACUUUCAUUGGCAAUGAAGUUCAAAGAAAAGAUCCAACUCAAUGAGAAAUAUCCAUUCCUAUUUCAAAUUGAUAAAGCUUCAGAUAGUUAUCAACAAUUGGUCGAACAUGGAUUGCCACAUUUGAGCAAAUUUCUGUUGGAGAUUGGUGGCAAGGAUGAGGUCCUGGUGGCUCUUAAUCAAGUUCGUAGUAAAACUCGAACCAUCAUUGAAACCCUUUUGGAGCCAAUCGAGCCAAUGGGGUUGAUAACUCACACAGAUUUUUGGUCGAAUAAUUUGCUAUUGAAAAACCGACCUGAUCCUGGCAAGGAGGAUAACUGUGUGAUUUUGGAUUGGCAAAUGGUGACAUAUAGUCGGGCAACAAAUGACAUAGCUCUUUUGAUGAUCUCUUCGUUAACAUCGGAUGUAAGACGUAAGAACACUGAGAGUCUACUUGACUUCUACUAUGACUGUCUAAAGAAGAAUCUACACAAAGUUAAUGUUGACUUGGAAGUUGAUCUUGGAUACUCGAGGCAAAAACUUGAAUUUGACUACAAAAAAUCUCAACUUCUUGCACUACUUUUGUGUAUAGGAUCAGUUGAUAUUGCAUUGGGAAAGAAAGAUGCUGAAGAAAGAUUAAUAGACGCAUUGGAAGACUUCAAUAACGAUGGAGUCUUGAAUCCAAACUAUCUGGCAAAUUUGGAUAAUAACUGCUAAACAUUAUGUUAACAUAUGAUAUUUUUUUUUUAAUUUCAUUUUAAAGUGUAGGUUAUAUGAUUAAGCUGAAAAAAGGAAAACCCUAAAAUAUAAACCAGUUAAAAA
Molecule: messenger RNA, 2029 nt
Organism: Eupeodes corollae
Lineage: Eukaryota; Metazoa; Arthropoda; Insecta; Diptera; Syrphidae
Exons: 7
Coding region: 662-1924 (420 amino acids)
Source: RefSeq, a predicted model, not a curated record